Molecule: messenger RNA, 2643 nt
Organism: Durusdinium trenchii
Lineage: Eukaryota; Dinophyceae; Suessiales; Symbiodiniaceae
Source: the annotation of a GenBank genome assembly
AUGUUGUACUUUUGGGACGACAGAGACGGGCCCGACUUCUGUGGCUGGUGGUUUGGUCCAAAGGUUGGUGGUGAUCAAGUUUGGGCUUACCACCCAGAGAAAGCACCUACACCGCCACUGAGUGGCUGGAAGGUGCCUUACGAUGGCGACGUUGAUAAUACUUUCAUUCUGCAGCCAGCUGCAGGCUACGCCAAGUCGGCGACUACCCAGUACCAGCCGGCCCAGAAGCCCAGGCCAGUGCCAUAUGGGUAUGGCCCUCCUGGGUAUGGUCUGCCUCCGGCGUAUGGGUACGGCGCCGGAUAUGAACCGCAGGCUGAGCGGAGAAGAGAGGAUCGCAAGAAAGAUGAGGAUCGCAAGCCUGACAGAAAGAAGAAAGAGGAGGAUGCGAAGCAACGAAAAAAGAAUGCUGAAGAGGAGAAGAAAGCAGCUGCAAAGCGGAAAGAAGAGGAGGCAAUAAGAAAGAAGGAACAAGAACAAAAGCAGAAGGAAGAGGCAGCAAAGCAAAAGAAAGACCUGGAGGAAAAACGCAGGCAAGAGCAGAGGUCAACACUGGCCAUCAGAAGGGUGAUUCAGAAAGUUAGACUAGCAUCACCUGAGACCUUCACAGAGGUUCAAAAAGAACUUCAGGAGAUCCUCGAGGUUGAGCUGGAAAACACCGGAAGCCAGAAAGCGAGAAUCAAGGAGGAAAGCGAGAAGGGCUUAGAGCAAGCCACAAAAAGAAUUGAUAGCAUCAAAGAGCAGCGGCAAAAAGAGCUGGACAAGAAAGAGGCAGAGGAACGGAAACGCUUUGAGCAGCAAGCCAAGACGGAUGCGCUCCUGAAGGAGCUUAGUGAUCUUGUGGAUGCUGCCGAAGCAUCUAUUGAAAGACUCAAGGAGCUAUCUGCUCCACUAUGUGAGACGAUCGAUAGCGUCAAGGAGGUUGAGGCCUGUGCCUUGGCUGUUGAAGAGGCCGGCACAGAUGCCAAAAGCGCAACAAAGGCUUGCACCGAUUUCAUUCUGGUCAAAGGAAAUGACAUCAAGGAUCCACCCCCAAGCCCGCUUGCUCCUGGAAUCCAAGCUCCCGGAACUUCCGAUACCAAGCAGGCCUUGGGAAAGCUUCUGCAGCGCAUCAACGAAUGUGGCAAGACAGCAGAAGCACUGAUCCAAGCUGCAAGAGGUGCCAAAGAACUGGCUGUCCGCCGCGCCUCAGCAAGGCAGAAAACCCAUGAGAGGAAGGCUCUUUUUGCAAAAUAUGACCGAGACAAAGAUCAACUUCUCAGUCAGAUGGAGGUAAUUACCUAUGCCAAAAAAGAGCUGUCUGUAACCGUGGACAAGGUCCUUUUAGACGAGAUUUGGAGAUGUACUGUCGAUGAAGAUGAGAAAGGCAUCAGCUUUGAGAAGAUGUAUUUGCUCAAUUCCUCCCUUGGCAUCGCAAGGGAAAUGCAACGAAAUGAGCGCAGAAGAGCAGCAAGAAUAGCCAAGGAGAAGGUCCUCGCAGGCCUCAGAGAAAGGCUGAGGAACAAAGUCCGUGAGGUCGAGAAGGUCUAUGCCGAGUUUGACAGGGAGAUGCGAGCUGCUGAAGAUUUGGUCCGUCCGUUGCCUGUGAAGGCCAAGACCUGCUCCAUCUCCGAGAUGGAACAGAACGCCCAUGAGUGUGAUCGGCUUGUCAAGGCCUGCAGGCGAAGUGCUGACAAAGUCAAGCAGCGCAUCAAAACCAUCCCCUUGGGCUUUGACAAGAAGUACGAAGAGGACAUGAAAGAGUUCUUCAAAAUGGAGACCAAGCUGCUCGACCUGCAGAUGGGCCGUGCGGACCUCCGCUUGGUUCGAGUAGAAAAUCUGAGCAAACGCCACAGGGAGGAGGCUUGUCGCAAAGAAGCUCAAGACUUGGAGAUGGUCCGAGCAUUUGGGAUGAAGGUCUGUCGCCACUACGCGCGAGUCAACAAGCUUACCUUCGAGGAUUUGUUCAGUCAUUUGGAUGCCGAUGGUGAUGGAGCCAUAGACGAGGAGGAGUUCGCAUCCUUCUUUGCGACAGUGGACAAGGACAUCCAGGAAGAAGAAUUUGACCUUGCUGAGAAUGAAGCCGUGGAGGAAGAAACUCCUGAGCUUCCAGACAUUGAGGCCGAGAAGGUCAAUAUUUUGGAAGAAGGGGCGCCAGACGCUUUAGAUGAGAUAGCCCCACCAGAGCCAGAUGAGGAGAAUGAAAUCAGGCAGCGGACCUUGUUUGAGGAGGCUGAAAUCAGGCAACAAUCCCUGGCUGCAAUCAUGCUUCAAGCCACUCCAAAGCCAAAGCCAAAGCCGAAGAAGGUAGUGAAGGCCGAGCUGACGCCAGACGAAGUGAAGAGUCUCUUUGCUAGCGUCUUGGAGCCGGAUGCAGUGAAGCUGUCGCCGGAGGCCUUCUCACGAAUCCUCAAGGUCUACUACAAGGUGGUGAAGGAGACACCUAUGACUGAGAAGUUGGAAGUCAAUGGCAGUCAAACAGUUCAGCAGUUGAAGGUUGGUGAGAUUGUCGAGAUGCUGGAGGGGCCUGAAAAGGAGGACUCCAUAAAGGUUUUCCGUGCCAAGGGCAAGGCUGGUCUGGGAGGGCUGGGUUACCAUUGCUGGCAACCAGGGCACCAUUUUUCUGCAAGAAGGUGGUCACUUGUGGAAGGUUCUCCGACAAACUGA